Brugia pahangi is the source of this 414-nucleotide messenger RNA. The record is from the annotation of a GenBank genome assembly. NCBI's taxonomy places the organism in Eukaryota, Metazoa, Nematoda, Chromadorea, Rhabditida, Onchocercidae.
AUGAUAAGGACUAAUGUCCUGAAUUGGAAUUUCCAGUUUUUGCUGCUGUAUCCAACGUUUUUCACCACCUCCAGCAACCUUGCCACCUACAACAACACACUUACUCUACCACCUGUCUGCUGCCAAAUAAGCCAGCAUAUAUGCUGCCUGCCAGAACCACUGGUCAUCCAACCACCGCCAGUCUGUUGUAUGCAAACAAGUCAAGUGUUGGUACCACAGCAACCAAUACCUGCGCCAUUAUCUGCACCCUUACCAGCGAUUGGACAAGGAGCGACAAUACAAUUGUCAUCGCACAUAUUCUCACCUGCACAAAUUGGCAGGUCAGAAUGCUGCAACUGUUGUCCGUGCUUUGGUAAUGGACACAAAAGGCGCUCUCUGUUUUUCCUCCGACACAAACUGGAUGAGUCAAAGUAA